Pomacea canaliculata is the source of this 2886-nucleotide messenger RNA. Its product is annotated as rho-related GTP-binding protein RhoA-A-like. Gene Ontology annotation, molecular function: GTPase activity; GTP binding. The transcript is spliced from 4 exons. Lineage: Eukaryota; Metazoa; Mollusca; Gastropoda; Architaenioglossa; Ampullariidae. The record is from RefSeq and is a predicted model, not a curated record. Bases 1045 to 1722 code for a protein of 225 amino acids. Gene Ontology annotation, biological process: small GTPase-mediated signal transduction.
UAAACUCCAGGUGUCUAUCAGAAGUACCCGUCCAGCGCUGGAAUCGCGAGCGGACCCGUGCCCGGGGUAGUUCUCACUCUGCUACCCGCUGCCGUCCUUGUAGCCUGGUAGCAACAUCGCCAUCUGGUGUGCCACGACUUGUUUUUUCAGCGAAGCUAAGUUUAGUUCGCAGCAAACCUCAAGAUGUCAAGGUUGUUUUCCUAUCCACCCCCAACGUGCGGGUUCCCCCCAGCUCCCAGUGGAUAGUCUGUGUGUCAUGAAAGAUUGUUUGCAACAUGUUUACAGGAAACUAUGUGACGCAACUCUGACCCCCUAAUCACCAGCAGAUGAUAGGCAAGGUCCUUAUCAAAACACCUGCUUCACCUGCAGCUCCAGCAGGUCGCCGAGUGUUUGGUGCACGUGAACAGAACUUUGCUGUGAGUCGGGUGGUCCACACCAUAACUAUGUCGUCUGAUGAGGCCAAGGUCUCCAGCCGAGUACUCGACGAAAAGAUUUCUUUGCAAGUGGAUGUAGGUGUGUGCGUGUAGGUGGGUGUGUUGAGCAUGACUGAGACGUGGUUGACCUGUCAGCCAGUGCCAGACUCGUGACGUAAAGACUGCCUGAGGGUGUGCGGCCUGUGGGUAGGACAGGUGUCAAACAGGAAGUAAGUCUGGGUAAGACCAACUCCUCACGUGUCGUUUGUGCCACUGCACCCUGCAGGGAAGCCUUUUAAAAAAGCUUCGUGUCACGAGGGUUUGAAAUUUGUAUGCGAGAGCACGGAGUGCUUACCUUUCAGGUGUCGCUAUAGACUUGUUCCAGUUUACUUCCCAUGUGAAGCGCCUGGAGGUAUGGCAUUGUAUGUUUACCUGUCCUGCGAGGGACUUGAGUGUGUUGACUACAGGUGUUAGCCUGCGGUGAAGACACGAGAACAGAGGUGAAUCACUGACGAUACCGAGGGGAUCGAGGAAUAGGCAAUUUCCAGGGUUGUGCACUUGUUUUUGCAGGUGAAAUUGAAGCCCAGGGUUACUGGCAUUGGACGCUGAUCGUACCUGUGGGGUAGCUACCAUGGACAUCCUCUGCUGGUGCUGUCUUUCGCCGGCGUGGGACGACUCCAAGGAUGGUAGCGUGCGGGAGGCGAGACUGCGGCGCACGGUGACGGCGGUGGGUGACGGCGCGUGCGGCAAGACAAGUCUGCUGCUGCGCAUGAGUCAGGACGUGUUCGUAGAGCAGGUGUACGAACCAACCACCUUCGAGUCCGACGUUGUGGAGGUCUUUCGUGGGACCCGCAAGAUGCAGUUGACCCUGCAGGACUGCGCGGGGCAAGAGACGUAUGACCGCAUGCGGCCAGUAGCCUACGCCGACGUCCACGUCAUCCUCUUGUGCUUCUCGCUGGACAACCCGGACAGCCUUGUCAACGCCGAGACCACCUGGUUCCAGGUAUACGGGUGGCCAGCCAUGGCUGUCCCUACUCCUCCAUCACCACGUCUGUGGGAAGUGACGUAUUACUGUCCCGCUGUGCCACUCAUCCUUGUGGGAAACAAGAAGGACCUUCGGGACGCCUGGGAGACGACUGAGACUAGAGACAGGCCCAUCGGAGCGACAUUUGUCACCUGUCAGCAAGGCCAGGAUGCCGCCCGCCGUCUCAAGGCUAAAGAUUACAUCGAGUGUUCCGCCAAAACCAGCGAGGGUGUCAAACGGGUACUGGGUACAUCAGUGCGGUACUCCACCUUACAGAAGGCGUGACGACCUCACCCCGCCCCGUCCUCACCUUACAGAGCUGACACCGAGAGAUUUCACAGACAAGGUAGAUGACAUGGACAGCUGUGAUGAUGCGGGUCCAGCGUCUUCUGUGUUUCAUUGAUGGCCAUGUUUUAACUUUUGCUCUGCUGGGCAUGUCGGCUCAUGUUGGGAGCGCGCGCUGCUCACGUGCUUCGGACCUACCCUCUGGGCUUUAUUAUUCAUUACCGGAAGAUCGUCAGGUAGACAACACAGUUACCCGACCUUGAGUUCUGUGAAGUUGGCCACCAGCGGACUGAGCGCAAACCACGGAACAUCAUAGGCACCCAGGGUGGACUGUAACACGAGAUCACCGACAAACCCGACAAACGCCUUUGUACAUCAGCUGACAUCACUGCGAGUGUUGGUGUGCGUGCUUCCACGUGUUAGUGUCACACCGCCUACACUUGACUGUCUUCUGUCACCAAGUCAGCUUAUCACACACACACACCCAGGACUAGUUGCACGUUUUCAAAACUUAGAGGGAGAAAAUUCAGAAACUUACAAAGUGGCUCCUGUGCCGUGUCGAUGAGUUACACAAGUGUAGAGACUGUGCUGACAGAAAGUCUGGCUUCACUCUAGAACACUGUGGACAGUGAUGUCAGGUGUGAACGUGUAUAAAACUACAAAUGUAUUGUGCAGGGGAGUGUGUACAUGUUGUAUGCAGCGGCCCACAAAAUUAGACGAGCUCUUGUUCAAGACCACUGUGAACGCCUCGCAAAACUGAUGGAAACGGUGAUUCCGCUUGAACACAGCUAACGUCAUGUGAACACAGCUGUGUGGUGUGAACACAGCUAGCAUCAUGUGAACACAGCUAGCGUCAUGUGAACACAGCUGUGUGUUGUGAACACAGCUGUGUGGUGUGAACGCAAUGUGUUAACACAGCGCCAUGUGAACACAACUUUGAUAACACACAGUGCCUUAUUCAUGUGAACACAGCUGGUUCCAUGGGACCAUCUAUGAACACAGAGAAUGUGAUAUAAACAUAUCUACAUUUUCUCUCCUAUUUCUCUCCGGAUCAUGUUAUCCCGUUAACCUUAACUGACCUCGUGUCAUGACCCUGUUAUUUCUCUCAGCCUACUGUCGUGUAGAAUGUAAUAAUCGCUGUAUUAAACAGUAAGUGUGUAAAUA